AUGGAGGAGGCGAAAGAAGAACUCGACGCCGCCAUACUUCAGGCAAAGAACCACUGCAUUUCUCUCCAGCAAAAUGUUUGGGACCAUGAGAAGUCCAAUCUGAGCCCUGUGGAAGACCUCUAUGUUCGGCGCUAUAUUUAUGCGGUCACCGUCGCCCGUAAUAUUCGCUUCUUCAAUGGGGUUUGUUCGUUUCAUUCGUGUGUUCUCAACGAAAAAGCUGAAGUCUUGUUGAAGUGUCCCAGUUAUUGA
This is a messenger RNA of Haemonchus placei, 249 nucleotides long. NCBI's taxonomy places the organism in Eukaryota, Metazoa, Nematoda, Chromadorea, Rhabditida, Trichostrongylidae. The record is from the annotation of a GenBank genome assembly.